Messenger RNA from Helianthus annuus (common sunflower), 1773 nucleotides. RefSeq names its product UDP-glycosyltransferase 73E1. The record is from RefSeq and is a predicted model, not a curated record. The coding region runs from base 234 to 1706 and encodes 490 amino acids. NCBI's taxonomy places the organism in Eukaryota, Viridiplantae, Streptophyta, Magnoliopsida, Asterales, Asteraceae. The transcript is spliced from 2 exons. Gene Ontology annotation, molecular function: UDP-glycosyltransferase activity.
AUAAAAAACCGAACGUCAGUAUACUUUCCCUACACUUCUCUUUAAAAGUGACUGAUGGCACAAUGUAGGCACAUAUAACAUUAGACGACACAAACCUUUAGGUUCCGCUCAUUUUCACAUAAAGCUAAGGCUCUUGAUUCUAUAAUUAAGUUUUAUAUGUGAACCCCUUUUUGAGAAUCUCUUACAGGAACAAUAAACUCCUUAAUUAGCGUUCCUCUCACAACUCUUUAGAAAUGGUGACACCUUCAACUGACCUUCACUUUGUAUUGUUUCCCUUUAUGGCUCAAGGUCAUAUGGUACCCAUGGUGGACAUUGCCCGAGUCCUAGCCCAACGCGGCGCCACAGUAACAAUAAUCACCACCCCUCUUGUGGCCAGCCGCUUUAGAUCGGUUAUUUCCCGAGCCAUCUUAUCCAAGCUCAAGAUUCAACUACUCGAACUUCAACUCCAGUUAUCCGAAGUUGGCUUGCCCGAGGGAUGUGAGAGCUUUGACGCAGUACUUGAGUCAUCUGAAUCAUCCUCUAAGCUUUUUCGAGCAGCUGAAUUGUUAGAACAACCCGCAGAAGAUUUGCUUCGCAAACUUUGUCCUCCACCAGAUUGCAUAAUCGCGGAUUUUUUAUUCCCAUGGUCUACAGAAGUGGCACGAAGGCUUAACAUUCCGCGGCUCGUGUUCCAUGGACCAGGAUGCUUCUGGCUCAUGUGCAUGCAUGUUUUCUACUCUUCCAACUUGUUAGAAACCAUUGAAUCCGACUCAGAGCCAUUUGUUCUUCCCGGUUUGCCUCAUCGAGUUGAAGCUACUAGAUUUCAUAUUGCUGGUUCCUCUAAGGAUGCCACCGCGGAUCAAAAGGCAUUCUGGUCCCGCGCAGUUAAAGCCGAGAAAGCUGCAUACGGUAUUGUAAUUCAUACUUUUGAAGAGUUGGAACGUGAGUAUGUUAACGAAUUCACAAAGGUGACAAACACCAAAGUUUGGUGUAUAGGGCCUGUUAUGUUAUGCAACAAAGACGUCCGUGACUUAUCCGAGAGGGGAAACAAGGCCGCGAUCAACGAGCACGACUGCUUAAAAUGGCUCGAUAAAAGGGAACCACAGUCUGUUCUGUACGUUUGUUUAGGAAGUCUUGUGCAUAUUUCUACGCAACAAGCGAUUGAGCUCGGGCUCGGGCUCGAGUCUACCUACCAACCGUUCAUAUGGUGCAUAAGAAACAAAGCUGAAGCGCUUGAGCAAUGGUUUUCGGAAGAAGGGUUUGAAGAAAGGGUGAGAGACCGAGGGUUGAUCAUCCGUGGUUGGGCACCACAAGUGUUGAUACUGUCACACAGAGCCAUUGGAGGCUUCUUAACGCAUUGUGGAUGGAACUCGACGUUGGAGUCAAUAUGUGCCGGAGUUCCGGUUGUUACAUGGCCAUUUUUUGCGGACCAGUUUAUAAAUGAAACAUUCAUAGUAGAAAUCUUGAAAAUUGGCGUUCGGAUUGGGGUGGACGUUCGGGUUCUUCUAGGGGAAGAAGAUAAGAUUGAACCCCUGGUGAAGAAGCAUGAUGUGAAGAGGGCUGUUGAAUGUUUGAUUGAAGAAGAUGAAAAUGGAGAACAAAGAAGAAGAAGGGUGAGCGAACUUGCAAAAAUGGCGAAGAUAGCAAUGGUGGAAGAUGGAUCUUCUUUUAAAAACGUAUCGUCAUUGAUUCGAGAUAUUACUGAAACCAUUGGAACACAACAUUAAAUUUGUUGUUCAUUCCUAGCUACUUUAACAAAUGAAAGAAAAACCACAUACCUAGAAUUACUAGUUA